Molecule: messenger RNA, 900 nt
Organism: Morchella importuna
Lineage: Eukaryota; Fungi; Ascomycota; Pezizomycetes; Pezizales; Morchellaceae
Exons: 3
Coding region: 1-900 (299 amino acids)
Biological process (GO): protein deubiquitination
Molecular function (GO): deubiquitinase activity
Source: RefSeq, a predicted model, not a curated record
AUGCACCGCCACAGUCACACAAAACCUACAUAUCCGUGCGGCCACCAACAGCCCAUCCCAUCCCCUCCCCAUCCACAUCCAAACCUCCAAUCCUCAAUCCCCCCCAAUCCCCCAACCAACCACUUCACCACACCACACAGCAGCACACAACCCACCCACCACCACAAUGCUGCCCUCCCGCGCCUCCCAAUCCACCACCCGCUCAACACUCACAAAGACCAAGAUCCUCAUCAACGCCUACGACCUCCUCCGCCCGGCCGCCUCUCCACCAUCGUCUGGACCCUCGGCGUCGGCCUCCUACACUCCGGCGUCGUCAUCAACGACCGCGAAUACGCCUUCGGCGGCCACGACCGCCGCGGCCUCACCGGCGUCUACUGGACCAAGCCGCGUACCGUCCCGCCCGGCGGCACCUUCCGCACCGAGAUCCUCCACGGCUUCACAUAUGCCAGCGAGGACGAGAUCAACGAGAUCAUCCGCGAGGCAUCAAACGAGUUCCUAGGCCCCAGCUACAACCUCCUCACGCGCAACUGCAACCACUUCACCUCGCACCUGUGCAUGGCGCUGACCGGCCAGCCCGCGCCCGCAUACCUGAACCGCGCCGCGUCCAUCGGCGUUGCGCUGCCGUGCGUCGUGCCCGCGGGCUGGGUCGAGCCGCCAGAGUGCGAUCUCGACGGCGACGACGACGACGACGACGAGCAGGCGCGCCUCACGAGCAAUGCCGGCGGCGGCGGCAGGAACAGGAGGCAUAGCAUUGGCGAUGAGGACGCUUGGGGCGAUGGGUCCAGCAGCGACGAGGAGGGGGUGGGCGGGGUGGAGAGGCGGAGUGGUGUUGUGAGAGAUGCGGGGGGGAGACAGUUGCCGGCGGCGGAGAGGGCGAGGGUGGAUAGGACGGUGCGUUAG